UAUUCAUCAAAUCAAGAUCAAACCCUGAAAGCAAGAAAAAAUGAGCAACCAAAAAGGUCAUGUUAUUGUGCUCACUUAUCCUGCCCAAGGCCACAUAAACCCACUCCUCCAGUUUGCCAAACGUUUAGCCUCCAAAGGUCUCAAGGCCACUCUAGCCACAACCCACUACACUGUCAAGUCCAUUCAUGCGACCACUGUUGGUGUUGAGCCCAUCUCAGAUGGCUAUGAUGAAGGUGGAUAUAAGCAAGCUCCUAGUAUAGAAGCCUACUUAGAGUCCUUUAAAUCAGUUGGUUCAAGAACUUUAUCAGAGCUCAUAUCAAAGUUCAAAGACUCAGCCUUACCAGUAAACUGUGUUGUGUGUGACUCUUUGCUCCCAUGGGCUCUUGAUGUGGCCAGGCAAUUUGGCAUUUAUGCAGCAGUAUUCUUGACGAACUCAGCUUCUGUGUGCUCCAUGUACUGGCAUAUCGAUCAUGGUCGCCUGACUUUGCCAGAGAAGCAAGCAACUGAGCCUGUGUUGUUGCCUGGACUACCUUCACUUGGCCCUGCUGACUUGCCUAGUUUUCUCGCGCAGCCUUCAAGUAAUUCUGCUUAUUUGGCAGUGAUCAUGGAAAAAUUUAGCUGUUUGGAUAAAAAUGACUGGGUACUCUGUAACAGUUCUGAAGAGCUGGAAAAUGAGCUAGUGAAGGCCAUGUUUGGACUCUGGCCCUUGGUGAUGGUUGGUCCAAUGGUGCCAUCAGCCUACCUAGAUCAGCAGAUCAGUGGAGACAUAGCUUAUGGUGCCAGUCUCUGGGAGCUUAGUAGUGACCAGUGCUUGAGCUGGCUAGAGACGAAACCACCAAAGUCAGUGAUAUAUGUAUCAUUUGGAAGCAUGGCAGACAUAACAGCUAAACAGGCUGAAGAAAUUGCAUGUGGUUUGAUAGCAAGCAAUAUGCAUUUCCUAUUGGUUGCAAAAGAUUCCAUAAGCAAGUUUCCAAUUGAAUUUAUUAAUUCAGCACAAGAAAGAGGGUUGGUUGUACCAUGGUGCAAUCAACUACAGGUGCUGGCACAUCAGGCUGUGGCUUGCUUUGUGACACAUUGUGGCUGGAACUCAACAUUGGAGGCCUUGAGCCUAGGGGUGCCAAUGGUAGCAAUGCCACAGUGGAGUGAUCAGCCUACUAAUGCUAAGUUUGUGGAGGAGUUGUGGCAGGUGGGAGUAAAGGCUAAGAAGAACAAGGAGGGGAUCGUGACAAGGGAUGAGCUAGGGAUGUGUAUAAAAGGAGUUACUGCAGGAGAAAGAAGUGAAGAGAUUACAAAGAAUGCAACUAAAUGGAGAGAGCUUGUAAUAAGAGCUGUUAGUUUAGAUGGAAGCUCAGAUAAGAACAUUGAAGAAUUUGUAGGCAAGUUGGUGAAAGGAUAGGGGAAGAAAGCUUGAUUUUGGAUGACAUUUGGUUAACAAAAUUAACUCCCUUAGAUUAUAAAGUGUCAUUCAAUGACAGGAAAGAGACUUGAAAAGGCUAGACUGAGUACAACACAUACCUUUUUCAGGAUGUCUAUUGAUCUUUCAUUGUUCAAUAAGAAAAAUAGUAAGUAU
Quercus lobata is the source of this 1570-nucleotide messenger RNA. Its product is annotated as UDP-glycosyltransferase 74B1-like. The transcript has 2 exons. Gene Ontology annotation, molecular function: quercetin 3-O-glucosyltransferase activity; quercetin 7-O-glucosyltransferase activity. The record is from RefSeq and is a predicted model, not a curated record. Lineage: Eukaryota; Viridiplantae; Streptophyta; Magnoliopsida; Fagales; Fagaceae. The coding region runs from base 41 to 1396 and encodes 451 amino acids.